Selaginella moellendorffii is the source of this 2114-nucleotide messenger RNA. Its product is annotated as conserved oligomeric Golgi complex subunit 6. The coding region runs from base 42 to 2090 and encodes 682 amino acids. Gene Ontology annotation, biological process: intra-Golgi vesicle-mediated transport. The record is from RefSeq and is a predicted model, not a curated record. The transcript is spliced from 11 exons. NCBI's taxonomy places the organism in Eukaryota, Viridiplantae, Streptophyta, Lycopodiopsida, Selaginellales, Selaginellaceae. Gene Ontology annotation, cellular component: COG complex.
CCUAGCCAGCUCUAAGCUAGGGCUUUUGCGAGGUUGCGUCCAUGGCAGCAGCCACGGCUCUGGCGCCCGGCCUCGCCAGGAAGCUCAAGAAGGUCCUGGAGACGCGCACCGAUUCCCCGGAUGUGCUCGCCUCGCUCGGCACGCUCUCCACAUUCUACGCGGAGAAUUCGGCUCAAGCGCGCCGGAAUCUCCAGGCGACGAUCGAGAAGCGGGGGCUUUCCAUCAACGAGGAGUUCCUGCGGGCGUCGGAAGCGGCACAGAAGGCCUUGGAUGCUGUCGAGCUUGAAGUUGCGGGGCUUGCGGAGUCGUGCGAGAGAAUUGCGAAAUCUCUGAGUAGCUGUGAAGCGGUGACAGGGGAUAUUGUCGCCACCACUGAGAAGCUUAGAUUGGAUCUUGACAACACGAAACAGCACCAGGAGAUCGUUGCCUCGUUUCUUCACAACUACCAACUAUCCCCAGAGGAGGUGUAUGCUCUGAGAGAGGAGGAACUCAACCAAAACUUCUUCAAAGCCUUGUCACGCGUACAAAAGAUCCAUGCCAAUUGCAAGCUUUUGGUCCGAACUCACCACCAGCGCGCAGGGUUGGAGCUUAUGGAUAUGAUGGCAGUUUACCAAGAGGGCGCAUUCGAGCGUCUAUGCAGAUGGGUCCAAGCUGAAUGCCGUAACCUCAGUGACAAUGAUCAUCCGGAGGUUAGCGAGCUUCUCAAGACAGCCUCCAGAUUUUUGAACGAACGUCCGGUUCUGUUCAAGUACUGCGCUGAGGAGGUGGCAAACACGCGGCACAAUGCGCUCUUUAGGCGCUUCAUCAGCGCUCUCACACGCGGAGGUCCAGGUGGUAUGCCCCGGCCCAUUGAAGUACACGCACAUGAUCCGCUCCGAUACGUUGGGGACAUGUUGGGCUGGCUACAUCAGGCCUUAGCCUCGGAGCGUGAACUAGCAAUGUCACUUUUCUGUCCAGAUGCUCCUGCAAGUACUGGAGACUGGUCGUCGAAGGAAUCCGAUGAGUCGGCGUCCCAUUUGCUAUUUGUUCUGGACCGCAUCUUUGAAGGCGUUUGUCGACCCUUUAAGGUGCGAGUGGAGCAAGUCUUACAAUCGCAACCCAGCCUUAUCCUUUCGUAUAAGCUGUGCAAUCUCCUCGGCUUUUACAGUCACAUGAUUUCUGAUUUACUUGGGAAAGAGGCUGCUUUGUCAGCUACUUUGAGGGACGUGAAAGAGGCCGCCGAUCGGACGUUUUUUGAUAUUUUGAAGAGCCGUGGUGACAAGCUUCUGCGCUAUCCCCCUCCAGUAUCUGCUGAUCUCUCUCCGCCGCCAGCGCUUGCGGAAGUUGUUCCAGUGCUGGUUGACUUGAUUGAUACUCACAACAGCAUGAUGGUCGCUGUUGGUGCCAGCAAGCCCGAUUUCAAACCAGUCAUUGCAGCUCUCGUUGAUCCAAUCAUUACGAUGUGUGAGCGAGCUGCAGCAUCUUACGCUUCCAAACCUUCACACCAGCCAGUUAAACGACUAAACAGUCUAAACUUGGACACGGGAAAGGCUCUACUCAAUGCUGCUCGACGGACCACUUCUACCGAUCCGGCUGGUGUUUCACCAUCCAAGUCACAGACCGAGGAGGAUGUACCGAGCCUUCGCAAGAUCUUCCUCAUAAACUGUGUGUCCGUCAUCCGACAGCCACUGCUCUCGUACCCAGCAGCAUCGGGCUACGUAGAGUCGUUGGAAUCUUCCCUCGAGGAGUACAUGAGCUACAUCGUGGAGCACGAAGUCGCCACCAUCCUCGAGAAGUGCAACCUCCGCAGCAAAGUAGCGUACUUGAAAGCAAACCCCGAGAUGGGCGAUGGCGGAGCAACGGCAAACGAACAAGAGAUGGCUCCCUCCAACGUAGCAGAAAGCCUCAAGAUCUUCCUCAGACUGGUUGGCGAGGGGGCAGUGGCGGAGUUUGGACAGGUGCAAGACGCGCGGCUGAGAAACGAGGCUUGCGUUCGUGUAGCCAAGGAACUCGCCAGCGCCUACAAGCUCAUCUACGACGCUUCUCCGGAGUACAGGUCGAUCCUGCGGCACAGUCCGGAACAGAUGCAAACCAUGCUCCUGGGGAUAUGACGAGCGCUCGCUUGCUAGGGCAUU